CUAGACCUUCUUUGCUGUGCUCACAUCAUCAGCACUCCAUCCACAACACACCUGACAUCUGCAGCCGAGGGCCAGAAGACAUGGGACUUCCAAGGAUUCCGUUAGUUCUACGCUGGAUAUGGCUUCACAGAAACUACCUGAUCAUCUUCAUCACCCCUCUUCUUAUAUUGCCCCUGCCACUGGUCCUCCCAACUCCAGAGGCAAGAUGUGGUUUUGCAAUCAUCCUAAUGGCGCUGUACUGGUGUACAGAGUGCAUGCCGCUGGCCGUCACUGCCUUGCUGCCUGUCGUCCUCUUCCCCAUGAUGGGCAUCAUGGAGUCUGGAAAGGUGUGUGUUCAGUAUCUGAAGGACACCAACAUGCUGUUUAUUGGGGGUCUGCUGGUGGCUAUAGCCGUUGAACACUGGAAUCUCCAUAAGCGCAUCGCUCUGAGUGUCCUCCUGAUAGUUGGAGUCCGGCCUGCUUUGCUGAUGUUGGGGUUCAUGAUCGUAACGGCCUUCCUCUCCAUGUGGAUCAGCAAUACGGCCACCACAGCCAUGAUGUUGCCCAUUUCUCAAGCUGUUCUUGAACAGCUCUGUGCCACAGAAGCAGACUCUGAUGAGAAAGAGCUGAGGGAAGGCCAAGAUAAUCAAGCGUUUGAGUUGACCGAGGUCAACAUCAAACAUCCUUUGGACAAUGUCUCUGGAGACAAACCCAACGACAAUCCAGAUCUGAAGGCAAGAUUGGAUACACUCUCUGAACUCAGGAGGAAAGAACGUGAAGUGAAGUACCUUCAUCUCUUUAAAGGAAUGAGUCUAUCUGUGUGUUACUCCGCCAGCAUUGGAGGAACUGCCACCCUAACGGGCACCACACCAAAUCUAAUUCUCAAGGGCCAGAUGGAUGAGAUUUUUCCAGAAAAUCAUGAUGUGAUCAACUUUGCCAGCUGGUUCGGUUUUGCCUUUCCUAACAUGGUGUUGAUGCUUGCUCUGUCUUGGCUUUGGCUGCAGUUCAUGUAUUUGGGCUUUAAUUUUAAAAAAUCUUUUGGCUGCGGUUCGAAGAACGAGGGAGACAAAGAUGCUUACGGAGUGAUGAAGAAUGAAUAUAAGAAGUUGGGUUCGAUGUCUUUUGCUGAGGGCGCAGUGCUUGUCAUCUUUGUGAUCCUGGUCAUCCUGUGGUUCACACGAGAACCAGGCUUCAUGACAGGCUGGGCUACUGAGCUCUUCAACAAAAACGGACAAUAUGUCACUGAUGGUACCGUGGCCAUUUUCAUGUCAACCCUGUUCUUCGUCAUUCCAUCUCGGAUAGACUUUCUCUAUUCAAUCAAAUCGCAUGAUGAACGGGAUGAAGAAGCUGAAGGAGCUGAGCAGGAAGGAGAAGCAAAACAGGAAAAGAAGAAGAAACUGAAGGGUACGCCCACUCUACUAAACUGGAAGGUUGUGCAUGAUCGCAUGCCCUGGAACAUAGUCCUGCUCCUGGGGGGAGGAUUUGCCUUGGCAAGUGGAAGUGAGGAGUCUGGACUAUCGCUGUGGUUGGGUCAAAGCCUGGCCCCUCUGCAGAGCAUCCCACCCUUCGCCAUCUCUCUGAUUUUGUGUUUGCUGGUGGGAAUGUUCACAGAGUGUUCCAGCAACACAGCCACCACCACGCUUUUCUUGCCCAUUCUUGCCUCUAUGGCCACAACCAUCGGGCUCCAUCCUCUCUAUGUGAUGCUGCCUUGCACGAUUAGUGCUUCGCUGGCAUUCAUGCUUCCCGUAGCCACUCCACCCAAUGCCAUCGCUUUCUCUUAUGGCAACCUCAAAGUCUUGGACAUGGCAAAGGCGGGCUUCAUUCUCAACAUCAUUGGCAUUCUGUGCAUCAACCUCGGCAUCAACACAUGGGGAGCGGCCAUGUUUAAGCUAGGAACCUUUCCCGCAUGGGCCAAUGCCACAAAUACCACAAAUACACCAUGAACAUCUUUACAACUAAUUCCUUUGGUGUAAUGAGAAUACUAAAGGGAAAGAAAGGGGGAAAGGAAGCUAAUCCAAAAAAAAAAAAAAAAAGUACCAUCAUCAUAUACACAAGUGUCAGUAUGCAGUGUUAGAGUGUGUAUAGCAUCCAUCCCCUCAUCAGUGCCCUAUGGAGCAAAAGCUUAGUUUUUCUCAAAACCUCUUAAGAGUAUACCUUUUCAAGCACUGUAUGAAGUGGUUGGUAAGGAUUUAGAGCCUCUAUUUAGUGUUAGGAAUUAUGUAUCACUUAUUUACAUCUUUAAAGUCACUCAAGUAUGAGGACUUUUUAAAUGUGAUUUGGCUCCAUGUAGCGCUUUUGCUGCCCCAAUGUGGGUUAAAUCUGAUCUAAGUUCAGGUUUAUACAGAACCUUUUUUCUACAUACUUUGUGGCUUUGGUUUUCACAAGUAGGUUUUCUGGUCUUCCAUUUGUGCUGGUUCACGAAAUUUAAUUUAAUUUAUAGGGUCUGGAUAAGACCUUUUAUAUUUUAGAUCCCUUUUUGGAUCACUGCCUAUUUAAUAUAUUUUAAUACACAGUUGAAUCAUAAAUUUUAAUUUGUUAAGUAGCAUAGUUCAAGACAUCCCCUUAAUUAGAAGUAAUAUAAAUACUUAAAUGUAAACUUCUCAGCAUUUUUCAGAAUGUGUUUUUUUUGUCAAAUAAAACUAAUUUUGUGCAAA
This is a messenger RNA of Ctenopharyngodon idella (grass carp), 2633 nucleotides long. It is a transcript of the gene slc13a2, whose product is annotated as solute carrier family 13 member 2. Lineage: Eukaryota; Metazoa; Chordata; Actinopteri; Cypriniformes; Xenocyprididae. Gene Ontology annotation, biological process: monoatomic anion transmembrane transport. Gene Ontology annotation, molecular function: transmembrane transporter activity. The record is from RefSeq and is a predicted model, not a curated record. Gene Ontology annotation, cellular component: membrane. The coding region runs from base 81 to 1922 and encodes 613 amino acids. The transcript has 12 exons.